AUGCGUAGGUGCUACUCGUACGUUGGCCGCAAUGGUGGUGAGCAGGAGUUGUCCUUGGGCCAGGGCUGCCUCGACCCCGGCAUAGUGACACACGAGCUUCUGCACGCGGUGGGCUUCUUCCACGAGCACACACGACCCGACCGGGACGAGUACAUCAACAUCUACCCAGAAAAUAUUAUAAACGAAUUCCUGCCAAGCUUUCAGAAGCUGGAGAGUAGUGAGACCAUCUUGCUGACACCAUUCGACUACAACUCGAUUAUGCUGUAUGGCUCGAAGACAUUUUCCCGUGGUCCCGAUCUACCCUCUAUGCUGGCAAAGGAUGGCACAACGCUCACGGAAGUCUACGAGAAACCCGGUCUAAGCGCGUCCGAUAUUUAUCAGAUUAAUAAGCUGUAUGGUUGUACCUAG
Dermacentor albipictus is the source of this 408-nucleotide messenger RNA. Its product is annotated as astacin-like metalloprotease toxin 4. The record is from RefSeq and is a predicted model, not a curated record. Lineage: Eukaryota; Metazoa; Arthropoda; Arachnida; Ixodida; Ixodidae. Gene Ontology annotation, molecular function: metalloendopeptidase activity; zinc ion binding. Gene Ontology annotation, biological process: proteolysis.